UGUUCUUAGUGCGCAGGCGCCCACAGAGUGCGCAUGCGCAGAAGGAACCAAAACAGAAAACUUUGGAACUCCACUCAGAAGAAACCAACGGCUCACAGUCAGACCGGGAGGGAAAACAGGGUUUGCUUUCCCUCGUGCUUUUUGUUGUCUAAAUUGGAACGGACAGGCUCUCUGACAGUUAUCAGAGGGCUUGUGGGUUGCUGGCAGCUUCGAAAGGAAACAAAGUGGAAAACCAUUUAAUGUGAACUGAAUCUGAACUUUUGUUCAAGUGAAAAGCAUAUUGAGAAAAGGAAAAAGGAUGCCGACUGUGAAAGCGUUGAAACCUGUACAAAAAAUGAAAGUGGAUGAACUCUUCUUGCGUUGGUUAAGUGAACCUGCAACUCAGGUGAUGCUCAAUGACUAUUUAAGAAGCAUAGCCAAUGAGGAGAAGAUUGAAGUUGGUGGUGGGGAUGCUGGAACCAAUGGACAUGUUUUUCCUCAGAUAAACUCUGUUUCCAAGCAUAGCAUACCAGAUAGUCUGAUGUCUCCUCCAACUCCCACAAGCCUUUCUCACCUCUCUACUGCUCUCCCAGUUGGAACACCAACAAACCCAAGGAACUUCUCUCAUGCUCAAGGAAUACGCAGAUUUUCAAGCUGCAGAAAGGUCCAAUCAAAGAAAGAAGAACCUUUGACACCAUCUUUAAGCCAGACCAUUCCAACGUUUUAUUUUCCCCAAGGGUGUCCGAAAGAAAAAGUGAAUAUAGAUGCUGUCAUUGCUAAGAUAGAGAACACUUUCUCCCAGUUUCCAAAUGAGAGAGCAACAUUGGAAGAUAUGGGUAAGGUUGCAAAGGCCUGUGAAUGCCCUCUUUACUGGAAAGGUCCCUUAUUUUAUUGUGCUGGAGGAGAGAGAACAGGAUUUAUAUCAGUUCACAAAUUUGUUGCAAUGUGGCGGAAGAUUCUACAGAACUGUCAUGAUGAUGCUUCCAAGUUUGUUCAUCUUCUAAAGAGUCCUGGAUGUAACUAUUUAGUGCAAGAAGACUUCAUUCCAUUUUUGCAAGAUGUGGUCAACAGUCAUCCUAGUCUAGUCUUCUUAAAAGAAGCGUCAGAAUUUCAUUUCCGGUACAUUACAACAGUAAUACAAAGGAUAUAUUAUACAGUGAAUAGAUCAUGGUCAGGAAAGAUCACUUGUAAUGAACUCAGAAAAAGCAGUUUUUUACAGAAUGUGUCAUUAUUGGAAGAAGAGGUAGAUAUUAACCAGUUGACAGAGUAUUUCUCUUAUGAGCACUUUUAUGUGAUCUACUGCAAAUUUUGGGAGCUGGAUACCGACCAUGACCUUUAUAUUGAUCCAAAGGAUUUAGCUCGGCAUAAUGACCAUGCUAUAUCUAGUCGGAUGAUCGAGAGGAUUUUCUCGGGAGCUGUAACAAGAGGCAGAAAGGUACAAAAAGAAGGAAAAAUCAGCUAUGCAGAUUUUGUAUGGUUUUUGAUAUCAGAAGAAGACAAAAAGACUCCAACCAGUAUUGAAUACUGGUUCCGGUGCAUGGACCUUGAUGGGGAUGGUGUUUUGUCGAUGUAUGAACUGCAAUACUUUUAUGAAGAGCAGUGCCAGAAACUGGACAAUAUGGCCAUUGAGCCUUUGCCAUUUGAAGACUGUCUUUGCCAGAUGCUUGAUCUUGUGAAGCCUGAGUAUGAAGGGAAAAUAACUCUCCGUGACUUAAAGAGAUGUAAGAUGGCAAAUGUGUUCUUUGACACUUUUUUCAACAUUGAGAAAUAUUUAGACCAUGAGCAGAAGGAUCAGUUUUCUAUUCUAAGGGGCAAUGAAAAUGAAAACCAAGAGAUGUCCGAUUGGGAGAGAUAUGCUGCUGAAGAGUACGAUAUCCUAGUAGCUGAGGAAGCAGCCAGCGACCAGUGGAAUGACUGUUACGAAGCUGAGCUGAACCCUGGAGACCAUCAAAAGACCAACGUUCUGAAAUACCAGAUGGAGAAACGGCCCUUCUUCGACAUGCCUUCCCAUUUGGCUGAUGUUGACUUAGAUGAAUAUGACUAUGAAGAUGAUUUUGAAUGAAUUCUGAUAUUUCUACAAGGACUGUCUGCAGCAGGUCUGCCAGUAAUCGACAUAGUUCUUUGUGCUGCAAAAUUAAUAUUUUAAUCAUUUAGCUAUUUUGAAGAAAACAAUAAAUUUGUAUGGAAUGACACCUUUUUGUAUUUAUUAAGUAGACUGUUGCCUAUAAAAUAGGCUUUAAAUUAUUUGCAAAUGGAUUAUACGUCUUUUAAUGGAUUACAAUGUAGCCACCUUGUUGAUUAAAAUAAAUUUGCUAGCUUUUAAUUAUUAGAAUUUUGACUCUCACCAUUAGCUGUACUAGAGAAGUCCUUGCUCUUUCAGUCUUCAAGCAGAACUAAUAAUUUUGCCAGAAAUGAAAGAGAAAAAUGUUGUAGCUUUGAAUGGAGGUUAGUUCUGGUCACUUAAGUAAACUGUUGUUGGACUGCAAAAUAUAUCCUGUCCUGAAACAAAAUAUAUGUCACUGCCCUUUCAAAUUUUAUUCUUUCAGAUUUCAUUUUGUUCUUCUGACUCCCUUUACAAAAUAGCUUUUAUAGCUCGCACUUGACUGUAGUGAAUAUUGUACUUCAUGUCAAGGGAAUCAGUUUUUGAAAGUUGUGUACAUUUUACUUGAUCUGUGAAAUGCACUAAUCUUGCUAUGGGCAUUUAGCAUAUUUCUUCUUUGGUUAGCUAAUGUCACAUUCCACAAAUAUUCAUACCAUUGGUGUCAGCGCAGUUCUAAAUUUUGAUGCUUCACUAGCCUACCUAAGCUAGAUGUUGCUGCUCCAGUAUUUAAACAAGCAUAAGGUUUGUAGUGCCUUAUUAUCCCAAUGUUCACAUGAGAAAUUAUAUAUUAAAUGCUUAAGCAAAGUUCUUGAUAAUAUAUCUUCAUGUGAGGCAAAAAAAGAUGUAAGCUAUUUUGUUUGCAGUGCAGAUCUGUUUAAAGUGUUUAAAAUAUGUUGGUAUUUUCAAAUAAAGUUUUUUCAUAUAUGUAA
Anolis carolinensis (green anole) is the source of this 3009-nucleotide messenger RNA. RefSeq names its product protein phosphatase 2 regulatory subunit B''beta (gene ppp2r3b). The record is from RefSeq and is a predicted model, not a curated record. Gene Ontology annotation, biological process: protein dephosphorylation. Gene Ontology annotation, molecular function: protein phosphatase regulator activity; calcium ion binding. Lineage: Eukaryota; Metazoa; Chordata; Lepidosauria; Squamata; Anolidae. Gene Ontology annotation, cellular component: protein phosphatase type 2A complex. Bases 299 to 2041 code for a protein of 580 amino acids. The transcript is spliced from 14 exons.